Molecule: messenger RNA, 1726 nt
Organism: Cucurbita pepo subsp. pepo (vegetable marrow)
Lineage: Eukaryota; Viridiplantae; Streptophyta; Magnoliopsida; Cucurbitales; Cucurbitaceae
Source: RefSeq, a predicted model, not a curated record
UCGCACAGUGCUCCUUUAGCUCGCCCUCUUCUCUUCCACAAUGUAAAGCGAAAAUUCCUGCUUUUCACCUCUUUCUCUCUCUAGGAUGAUAAAUAUUCCCAUUUUUUUGCUGUGAAGAUCUCCACUUCUCUUGGAAUCAACCUACUAACUGAUGCGAGGGUGGAAUAUUUGAGGCGAAUACGAUCUGCCAGUUGAUUGAACAAUUCAAUUCUUAUGCACUGGAUUUGGAAACAUGUCAACCGGAACUGCUAGACGGGUCUCACGUCAAGAUAUUCAACUGGUGCGAAGUCUUAUAGAGCGAUGCCUUCAGCUUGAUAUGAACCGAAAAGAAGUUGUGGAAACACUUUUGAAUCAUGAAAAAAUUGACCCUAGUUUCACAGAGCAUGUUUGGCAGAAGCUUGAAGAGGAGAAUCAGGAAUUCUUUAAUGCAUAUUAUCUGAGACUGAUGGUGAAAAGCCAGAUUAUUGAAUUCAACCGAUUGCUUGAACAGCAAGCGAGAAUGAUGCACCAGAUACAUCCAUGUGCUGUGACUGCGUUGUCUAGUUCUAAUGGAUCCCACGUCCAACCAAUACCCCAGAGUUGCUACGCACCAGAGCAUACAGGACCUGCUCUGAAACAAGAUGACAUAGACAACCCUGUUGGUGUCAGCUUAGGCAAUGCAUAUUCUAAUGGUACCCAACCUGUACACUCAUCCAUGCACACUGCCGUGGACAUGUCUUCUCAUGCCAGGAACGAUGCUGCACCACAGAGCUCAAAUAUGGGUCUGUUUCAAGGAAUGAAUGGAGGGAUGAUCAAAGUAGAAACUGGAUAUUCAAACAGUUCUCCCUACAUGUUCGGAACAGAGGGCAACGUCCUUGAUGCACGUCAAUCAAUUGGUAAUGCAUCAGUUGCAUCUUUUGCUAGUGUUGAUUCCAACACACCAUCCUUUAACGAAUCGCUACUCGAUCCGGAUCCCUCUUCAUUUGGGUUCAUUAAUCAAAUUACCAGGAAUUUUAGUCUCUCAGAUCUGACAGCAGACUUUUCUCAGGGUUCAGAUAUACUAGAGAGCUAUGGCAGAUGUCCUUUUUUACCAACAGAAGCUGAUAACAUCCUUGAUACUUGUGAGAAUGGAGACCGUCUUGAUGGUAAAGGGUUGGACAGUGUAUCGAAAAGCUUGAGUUACGAAGAGUUCAGACACAAUUAGCUGUGCAGGAGAAAUGUAUAUUAUGUAAUGCAUCUUCACAGACAUUUGGAGCUUUCCAGCUGCUUAGUGAUGAACUUUUAAGCAGUUGUAUAUGAUAAAGGCACAUGGGUUUGCUGCAACCUGAUAAUAGAGAUGCAUCGUAUAUCAUCAUUUUGUUGCUAUACUUGCACAGAUGAUUGUACAUUGCGUUGUAGGGCUGGAGAAGCUUCUUGAAUCUGAAACUUACUGAUCAUAUAUGCGCCCGCCCGUUUCACUGACAUCGGCGGGUAAGGAAUUUUCCUUGAGAACACAGGCUCCUGAUUGAUUACUCUCAGUGAUUCUGAAAACCUUGUAGCUUCCAAGUGAUUAAAGUCUCUAAAACUAACCGUUGAUGUUUGAUAUUUGAUGUUUUGAUUGAUGAUUGCGGUAUUGGAAGUGAUUAUUGUAAUGAUCUGAUUAUUGUGUUGAGUGUAGAUUGUAAGAGUGAAAUACAUCAAGCUUGUUGGCUUUUAGGCUUUUGACCGUACAUUGAAGACAAUAUCUACUAGCAGUAAACUUGGAUCA